Podarcis raffonei (Aeolian wall lizard) is the source of this 3817-nucleotide messenger RNA. It is a transcript of the gene HS6ST3, whose product is annotated as heparan sulfate 6-O-sulfotransferase 3. The record is from RefSeq and is a predicted model, not a curated record. Gene Ontology annotation, cellular component: membrane. Bases 451 to 1779 code for a protein of 442 amino acids. Gene Ontology annotation, molecular function: heparan sulfate 6-sulfotransferase activity. The transcript is spliced from 2 exons. Lineage: Eukaryota; Metazoa; Chordata; Lepidosauria; Squamata; Lacertidae.
UCGCAAGCGCGCGAAGCUGCCCCCUUCCCCCUGUGAAGAGAGAGUGAUAGCGGUCGUGCGCGAGGCAGUAACGGACGCGCGCCGGCGAGUGAGAAGAAGCGCCGGGGUCGCACCUGGUGGGGACGCCUCGCGCUUUGCCUCAGCGGCUGAGGCGACGGAGUUUUAAAAAAUAUAUAUAUUAAAGUAAAUGUCCUCGUCGUCAUAACUACAGCGGAACGAAGCUUUCAGUGGUUGCCGUCACAAAGCCGCCGUGAGGGGAUGAGGCGCAGCCCGUGAUCUCUGACGGGGCGCGGGGCUCCUUCCCGCCGCCAUGGGGCUGCGGGGGCACCGGAGGCAGCCGAAGCCGCGCCUGCCGCCGCCGCCGCGGGUCUCUCGCUCUCCCCAGCGGAGCGUCCCGGAGCUCCGGGGAGCCCGACCCGGAGAGUGAAGGGAGCGCCGACACCGCGCGCCAUGGAAGAGCGGCUACUGAGCCGCUGGCUGCUGCUGCCGCCGCUCCUGGCGCUGCUCUUCCUCUUCGUCCUCUACCAGUACGCCUCUCCCGGCGGAGGCUGCCUUAGCGCGCCCGCCGCCGCUGCGCCCGAUCCUCCGGCCGUUUCGCCCUGCGGCGCCGGCGGGCACCCGGCCCGGCGGAGGCAGCGCUUCCCCGGGGACCCCGCGGGGCUCCCUUCCCGCCCGCCGGGCUCCCCCGGGCGCAGGUCCGCCUUCGGCCUGUCGGAGCUGUGCCGCCGCGCGCGCUUCGACAUGCGCGGCCGCGACGUGAUGGUGUUCCUGCAUAUCCAGAAGACCGGCGGCACCACCUUCGGGAGGCACCUGGUGCGCAACAUCCGCCUCGAGCAGCCCUGCUACUGCCGCGCGGGCCAGAAGAAGUGCACUUGCCACCGGCCGGGGGCCACCGGCGCUGCUGCCGCGCCGCCGGCAGGCGACAAGGGGGACAAGGGCGACACGUGGCUCUUCUCGCGCUUCUCCACCGGCUGGAGUUGCGGGCUGCACGCCGACUGGACCGAGCUCACCAGCUGCGUGCCCGCCGCCAUGGAGCGCAGGGGGGGCUGCCCCGCCAACCGCACCCGCAGGAACUUCUAUUACAUCACAAUGCUGAGAGACCCUGUGUCACGCUACUUGAGUGAAUGGAAACAUGUUCAAAGGGGUGCAACAUGGAAGACUUCCCUCCACAUGUGUGACGGGAGGAGCCCGACCCCAGAGGAACUGCCGAUGUGUUACCUAGGGGAUGACUGGUCUGGGGUCAGCUUGCAGGAAUUCAUGAAUUGUGGCCAUAAUUUGGCUAACAGUCGGCAGGUGCGCAUGCUGGCAGACCUCAGCCUGGUUGGAUGUUACAAUUUGACCUUUAUGAAUGAAAGUGAAAGGAACACGAUCCUUCUCCAAAGCGCCAAGAACAACUUGAAAAACAUGGCCUUCUUUGGGCUCACAGAAUUUCAGAGGAAAACUCAAUAUCUCUUUGAGAGGACAUUUAACCUGGAGUUCAUCUCUCCGUUCACUCAGUACAAUAUCACUCGAGCCUCUAAUGUGGAUAUCAGUGAGUCAGUGCGGAAGCGCAUCGAAGAGCUGAACUUCCUGGAUAUGCAGCUGUAUGAAUACGCUAAAGACCUAUUUCUGCAGCGCUUUCAGUAUGCCAAGCAAGAAGAGCAUGAACUAAAUCGCCAAAAACGACGGGAGGAGCGAAAAAUGUUGCGUGAACAGAAGGUCCAUGAAUGGCAAAAAGAGGAGGAAGCAGAAACACUAGCGGUUACUGAGGAUUACAACAGUCAGGUGGAACGGUGGUGAAUUUCCCUUGUGUGUGUAUACACACACACACUCACACUAAGAGACACUGAUAUUUCAUUGAACUUAAUUAUUCAACUGUGAAUAGAUAUGUGGAACUCCUAUUGUUCUGAUAAAUGAGAAAGAGUCUCUCAGCCAUCCUUCUGCAUUUUAUGUUUUGGCUUUUUAGAUUUUGUCAUUUGAGAAAAACAGUAUGUUGUGCUUUUCAGUCCGCCUUAAUCAGUGUUAUUUGAUUGGCUGUUGAAUAGCUUACUAUUUAUUGUUUAUUUAUUAUAUUUACUGUUUAUCCUGACUUUCCUGACACAUAUCUUUCCAAGGAGGCUUACAGUGAACAUCAAAAUACAUAAAUAACAUCAGAAUAAACAGUAUCAAAAAUAUAACAAGUUAAUCAGGCUCCUUGUCACAGGGUGGUUGGUGGUCGAUGGCCCUGUGGAAGGAGAAGAGACACUCCAGCUGGAACGGGAACAGGUUCCCAGUGUUAUCUUUACCUGCCUGCCUCCCUCUCCUGGAAGAAUCCUUUCCACAUAGCAACCAGUGUCUUCCAGUGCAUUGCCCCUACCUUGAUCUUAAGGUUUUUCCUUAUGACAUUAUUUACAACGGAAGCUUGGAAGGAGGGUGGAAAUGAAAGCUCAUGCCGCAGUAUCAGUUUCACUUAUAUACAAUGAUUUGCCAUGGUUGGUCUUCUAGUCCCUUGUAAAUUGUACUGUGUAUGUUCGUGGUGACUGUAACAGAGAAAAACCUGCUGCCCUUCAACUAUUUACAGGCAAUCUUUUAUUUCAGGGAAGAAGUCAGAUGUCUAAUUUCAUGAUUUGUUCUAAACCUUGGAUUGUGUUAUCAAAGAAAUGACACUGAGAGGGGCUUGAAGGCAGCCUAAAUCCAAUUUAUGCUUUUUAAGUAGCCAAAGCACACAGGCUGACACAGUAACUAGCAUACUUUUAAAGAAGCAGUAUUGGCUACUUCAGGAUUUUGAGAGCACAAAAGUCAGGGCAACAGACUUGGUUGUCUUGAUAGUAUUUUUCCUGAACAGGGCUGGGGGGGAGGGGCUGUAAAGGAUCCAGUCAGAUUAUAAUACAGUGGUGCCUCGCAAGACGAAAUUAAUCCGUUCUGCGAGUUUCUUCGUCUUGCGGAUUUUUCGUCUGGCGAAGCACGGCUAUUAACGGCUUAGCGGCUGUUAGCGGCUUUAAGAAAAAGGAAACAAACUCACAAGAACUCGCAAGACGUUUUUGUCUUGCGAAGCAAGCCCAUAGGGAAAUUCGUCUUGCGGAACGACUCAAAAAACGGAAAACUCUUUUGUCUUGCGCGUUUUUCGUCUUGCGAGGCAUUCGUCUUGCGAGGUACCACUGUAUAGUAAAGUACUGACCUGAAUAUAUUCCUCAAAUUUGUGUAUUAUGGCUUUUCACGUAUAUAACUUUAUAUAGUGUGACCCCUGGCUUCCUCCCAUGCCACUUAUUGAAAGCAUGCAAGUCUCAUGUGUGGGAGAAUCACAAGAGAUUAUCAUGUUUGUGCACAGAUUCAUGUCUCCCCAGUAUCCCCGAUUUUGGAACUUUCAUAAUCUUUAGGGACGUCUUUAGCGCACAGAGCAAAAUUUGAAACAAAAAGCUACACGUCUAAAGAUUUUUUUUGCAUUCUAACAAGACUUUCAUAUGCUGGGCUGGAAUAAGGAAUUGUGAGUGGGUUAGGGGGUUUCUCCAGGUGCCUUAAUUGAGGGCCCCCCAAAAUACUUAUUUAUGUUAUACAUAUAAUUUUACAAAAAUAGCACUUAUUUAUUUAAAUAAUGUGAGAUGAAAUUAUUGGCUUCUGCUUUAAAAUAUGAGACUGGGUUAAAUGGUAAAGGAAUUUCAUCAGAAAUCAAAAGCUUAAAGAGCCAGACACUACCAAAUCUCCCGGUUCCAGAGUCAGCAACAAAUUUAGACCUGUUGAAAUUAAUUGUGAAUAUUCUGUUACAAUGUCUUAUCCAAAGUUAGGAACAUACUUGCUGUUUAUCGUUUUGUUACAACCGUUUGUCAAUUAUUUAUGUUAUAAAACAUGUGGUUGGCUUACA